Messenger RNA from Guyanagaster necrorhizus, 1428 nucleotides. RefSeq lists its product as uncharacterized. Lineage: Eukaryota; Fungi; Basidiomycota; Agaricomycetes; Agaricales; Physalacriaceae. Gene Ontology annotation, cellular component: Golgi apparatus. The transcript is spliced from 12 exons. The annotation marks the transcript as partial. The record is from RefSeq and is a predicted model, not a curated record.
UACGCACGCGUCACACGCAAUCGCUUGACAUUCAUGUUCUUUCUCUUUGGACUCUUCCAUUGUUUUGCUCAAGGAAUCAUACAAUCGUUUCUCUUUUCGGUCGAUUCGGAGUACAGUUCGUUUCUUUCCAAGAUCGUCCAUGCGGCAGAAGUCCCCACAAAGAAUCAUACACUCCUCGAAGGGUCAAGUGGAAACUAUCGGUUAAGAAUGUGCAACUAUAUUCCUCAUUUUGGUUCCAACUGCACGGAUGUCUUUGAGUCCCACACCAAUGCCUCUAAUUUGUCUUCUGAAGACGUUCGUGGUUUUUUCUCUGCAACAUUCCUUCGCACUUACAUUCUGCGCGCCAAUAUUGGCAGUGACCUGCAACCAGCCCUAUCUCGCAAUGAAACAGGCAUCACCAUUAAAUCUCAGGAUGGUAAAGAUGAAGUAUUGUUGGAUAUGCAGUGCGUCGAAAUCCUCACAUUUCCUUCUCAAGACUUACGAAACAAUGAGAGGGAGGACCUUGCAUUGGUCUUCAUUCAAUUCUGGCUAUUCACGAUAUCUGUAAUCGCCAUGGUAUAUGAUUCUGUGCCUCAUAUUGUCGCUGGAUUUUGCGCUCGAACACUUCUUACCUCUUGGUCUGCUUAUGCUCUUUGGCGAUCCCGCUCAAAGAAAUCCAUCUAUCAAGAACUUAUCGCUGACUCUCAUACACCCUGCUCAGUUGACCUCUUCAACGGGGAUUACUUCCGAGUGAGAAACGGUUACGAGGUACCGGAUCUGAUCCUCAAUUUAACUGCCUUGUCUAUUGCAUGUUACUUGUCCUUGACACUUUUCAGGGACUAUAACAAACGGUCUUUCAAGUGCGUUGGCGCACCAAAGCGUAUUGCAACUCUGUACAAGUAUUUUAUGGCAGUUCAAGCGUGCUUGCAACUGGAACUCUACGUUCUUAUGGCGGGUAUGGGGCUCUGGAUUGAUCAACUAUUUAAUACAUACGUUGGAGCAAUAUCGGAGCACACCUUUAUCUAUGAGGGUGUGUUCAUAUUCUAUGCCAUUCUUGUUAUUCCUUGGCUUGUUUUGGGAUGGUACGCAAUUCGACACGAGAAAACGAUCUUGAUGGCUCUUUUCAUUUUCGCUUCCUUUGUUUUCCUAUUCACUACAAGUAUCAUGUUUUACUCACAAGUCUUCCGAUGGCAAGUAAUGACGUUUGUCAGCUGGACGAACUUGGCGUGUUUGAUUGUAGCCUCUAUGAUUCUUAUGGGUGCUUGCAUGAUUCUAGGUAUCAUUUGCCUCCGUAAUUUUGACAAAGGUCUUUCCCAUUAUCUGCAUGCAGAUUCCAUUCUGGAAUCAUUGAAUUUUUCCCCUGCAGUCUUCGAGAAUGACGUCGAUUACCAUGUUGACUCGAAAGCAGAACACGACAAAGCUAUCGACUGUCUUCAAGGCUACCACUGA